Messenger RNA from Helianthus annuus (common sunflower), 1086 nucleotides. RefSeq names its product ATP-dependent DNA helicase RRM3-like. Gene Ontology annotation, biological process: telomere maintenance; DNA repair. Bases 1 to 1086 code for a protein of 361 amino acids. NCBI's taxonomy places the organism in Eukaryota, Viridiplantae, Streptophyta, Magnoliopsida, Asterales, Asteraceae. The transcript is spliced from 3 exons. The record is from RefSeq and is a predicted model, not a curated record. Gene Ontology annotation, molecular function: DNA helicase activity.
AUGAAAGAAUUAUCGUAUGACAGACUAGCUCUUCAAAGGGAACAUGAUCGUUAUGUAAAGUGUUUAACUGCCGAACAGGAAAGGAUAUAUAAAAUUGUUAUGGAAGCGAUUGAAAAAUGUGAUGGAGGUGUGUUUUUUGUAUAUGGUUAUGGUGGAACUGGAAAGACGUUUCUUUGGAAGACAUUCUCAGCUGCAUUACGAUCAAAAGGUGAAGUUUUAUUGAAUGUUGCAUCCAGUGGAAUUGCUUCACUUUUGCUGGAUGGUGGUAGAACUGCUCAUUCAAGGUUUGUAAUUCCAAUCAACAUCAAUGAGAAUUCAAUAUCAACAUUGAUUAUUUGGGAUGAAGCACCUAUGACUCACAAGCAUUGUUUCGAGGCUCUUGAUAAAACAAUGAAAGACAUAUCACGUUCCAGUCAACUGAACAUGCAAUCGAAGCCGUUUGGGGGAAAGGUCAUUCUAUUUGGUGGUGAUUUUAGACAAAUUCUUCCGGUCAUCCCUAAAGGUACCAGAACAAUGAUAGUCAAUGCUUCUUUGAAUUCUUCUUAUAUAUGGCGGCACUGUAAACUUAAUAUGGCGUUGUUUUCUCCUGAUGUGUUAGUCAAUCUUCGUUUAUCUGGUUUACCUAAUCAUAAAUUAGUACUGAAAGUUGGUGCUCCGGUGAUGUUACUCAGAAACAUUGAUCAGGCAAAUGGAUUGUGUAAUGGUACACGUUUACAAAUCACGAAGCUCGGAAAAGUUGUGAUUGAAGCAAAAAUUAUCACAGGGACUAAUAUAGGUCAUCAUACUUUGAUUUCAAGACUGAAGAUGACACCUUCAGAUAAAAGAAUACCAGUUAAGAUUUCUCGAAGACAAUUCCCACUUUCACUGUGUUUUGCUAUGACAAUAAAUAAAAGUCAAGGACAAUCAUUGGAGCGUUUUGGUUUAUAUCUUCCACGUCCAGUGUUUAGUCAUGCCCAGCUCUAUGUUGCUGCUGUAUCUAGAGUAAAAAGUAGGAAGGGAUUGAAAAUUUUAAUUUAUGAUAAAGAUAAACGAGUCUGUACAACCACUAAUAAUGUGGUUUACAAGGAAGUUUUACAAAAUCUAUAA